ACCUCAAAUUCAACAAUAUUUAGCUUCAGAAAGUUUUAUAGAUCAAUUCGAAAUUUGUCGCAUUUAUACUUCAGAAUCUCGUGUUGUUCUAAAUGGAAAAGAGAAAAAUUAUCCAUUAACAAUCAAUUUUAAUAAUCUCCCAAAACGCAUCGAAAAACUGUUUUCAGAAUUAUUGAAAAUUGUAACCAAACAAACUCAAAGUUUAUACAGAGAUCAAGUGAUAAAUGUUUUCAAAAAUUAUGAAAACAAUCCAAGAAAACCUUCUGUACUUAUUGGAAGAUUUAAUAAUUUUAUUCCAGGCUACUAUGGAGCUAAAGGGUUAUAUAUUAUUAAAUCGACACUUUAUAACCUUAUUACAUCGAAGGAAAUAACAUAUAGUAUGACAAAACCUCUGAAGCCUGAUGAGUAUCUUGAUGAAGUACUUGUUCCUGAAACUGCUGUAAGGUUAAUCGCUCAGAAUCGUCGAGUUGAAUUAGACCAAGCAAAUGAAAUAAUGAAAGACAGUGCAGAAUUUGGGAUGUAUAUACAUGAUAUUGAGAUAGAGAUGUGA
Dentiscutata heterogama is the source of this 550-nucleotide messenger RNA. The record is from the annotation of a GenBank genome assembly. NCBI's taxonomy places the organism in Eukaryota, Fungi, Glomeromycota, Glomeromycetes, Diversisporales, Gigasporaceae.